Drosophila hydei is the source of this 909-nucleotide messenger RNA. RefSeq lists its product as uncharacterized. NCBI's taxonomy places the organism in Eukaryota, Metazoa, Arthropoda, Insecta, Diptera, Drosophilidae. The record is from RefSeq and is a predicted model, not a curated record. Bases 96 to 893 code for a protein of 265 amino acids. The transcript has 3 exons.
CUUAUACUUAUACUUAUACUUAUACAGUAGCAAUUUUAAUUGCUACAAGAAAACAUCUGACGUUGAGAAACAAAGUUUUUUCUGUUGAUUUAAAAAUGGAUUCAUUUCGAGAACGAAGUAAAAUGCUGCUGAAUCACAAGAGACUAAAGCGAAUGCCAAUUAAUUUACGCAAGAAAGCAAUUAGAGAGGCACGGAACUUGGCAGGAAUGCAACAGCAAGAAAAAAGUCGUAAAAGGCAACCAAAAUCAACGUCAACUCCAGCUCGCUUACAAAACGACUUUGAACGUGCUGAGCAUAAUGCAAUGCUUUCCGCAAGCUCACAGGAGUUGCAACGUAUUCUGUCGGAGUUCGAGGAGCUGGCUGAUGUACCCUACGAUGCAACACCGGCUGAACUUUUGGGUCUGAUUGCCCAAGCGGAAAACCGAGCCACAACCAUCUACGUGCAACGCGACGGCCUUAGCACCCUCAAGAUCAUGCUCCAUCAGCGCUCUCCGAGCGUUGCCCAACUGAAAAAAGCAAUCGCUACAAUCUCGUGUGCUCAGCUGAAACGAAGACAACGCGAGCGACGUCGGGCAGCAGACGAAGUCAACGCUGGUCGUACCGAAGACGCGAGCCGACAACAAGUUGUGGGAUCUGCUGGAGCUAAAGUUUUGCCUCGCUCCAGCGGCGAGUUAGUUAAUUCGGCGCUGCGCAACGGGCACGAACAUCGCGCGCUUGUCUCUUGGCGUUUUUUAUGGCGUUGCUUUGCACUGUUCAACGUGGAUACCAAUCAGCCGAUCGAUGACAACGUUGACAACGGGCGCGCGACACUAACGGCACUGGGCAUUGAGAACGGGGCCACUUUGAAGUUUGUGCAUCGUGUCAAGUAUUUCGGUCGCAAGCGGCAGAGCUAAGAACAAUUAUAAUACU